This is a messenger RNA of Eimeria tenella, 1770 nucleotides long. Its product is annotated as WD-40 repeat-containing protein, putative. The record is from RefSeq and is a predicted model, not a curated record. Gene Ontology annotation, cellular component: anaphase-promoting complex. Gene Ontology annotation, molecular function: anaphase-promoting complex binding; ubiquitin ligase activator activity; protein binding. Lineage: Eukaryota; Apicomplexa; Conoidasida; Eucoccidiorida; Eimeriidae. Gene Ontology annotation, biological process: anaphase-promoting complex-dependent catabolic process; positive regulation of anaphase-promoting complex-dependent catabolic process; positive regulation of ubiquitin protein ligase activity. The coding region runs from base 1 to 1770 and encodes 589 amino acids. The transcript is spliced from 6 exons.
AUGCGCGUUAUAGAAAAGAGGAACUUGGGGAAGCCCCAGAGGGUCUCUAAGAACCCGUACCGGGUGCUGGAAGUGCCGCAGCUGCCCGACGACUUCUACUUAAAUUUGCUUUCUUGGUCUUCUGCAAAUUUCCUCGCCGUUGGAAUUCAAAAUUCUCUUCUUCUUUGGAACGCAGACACCAACGCCACGCGCCCCCUCUUCCACAGACUCAACCCGCAGCCCAACGAGGAGGUUUCGGCGGUCUCUUUUUCGCGCUGCAGUCCGUCGCUGCUGUGUGUGGGGCUGCGCAGCGGCGUAAUAGAACUGUGGGAUGUGAGGAAGCAGCAGCAAAUUCGAAAGCUGCAGGGCCACCGCAGCAGAUGUGCUGUUGCUGCUUGGGGGCUGCAGCAGCCGCUGCUCUUCACCGGCUCCAGGGACCAAACUGUGCUCGCCAGGGACCUCAGAUGCCAGGAGUCCGCCGUUGCUGCUUUUCCCUUCCACCAGUCGGAAAUUUGCGGACUUGAUUUAUCUCCAGCAGAAACUCUUUUGGCUUCUGGAGCGAAUGACAAUUUGCUUUGCGUUUGGGACCUUCGAAAAAUAGUCAGCAGCAGAAUCAACUCUCAGGGGGCCCUCCAGGGGGCCCCCCUUAAUGGGGGCCCCCACCAGGGGGCCCCCCCGGCGUCAGGUUCUUCCCCCGCCUCUGCUGCUGCUGCUGCAGCAGCAGCAGCAGCAGCAGGGAGCUCCUUCUCCCCCUCGCUGCGCCCUGCGCGGCACUCAAGAAUUGGGGGGCCCCUGACUGCAGCAACAGCAACCGGCGUGUCCCCCUUUACAGAGGUUGGGGGCCCCCUGGGGGCCCCCCCGAGAAGCCCCCUGGGGGGCCCCCUGGGGGGCCCCCUGGGGGGCCCCCCCAGCAGCACCAGCUCUACGCGGUCUUCUCCAGAUAUGUUUGAGCCCUUUUUUGACGAUUUAAAUUUGUCAUCUUUUUAUUCUUUGGCUCCUUCAGGAUUAUACCCUUCUCUGUUUUCCCCGCUGCCGCCCCCUAUGCAGCAGCAGCAGCAGCAGCAGCAGUUGCUGCAGCAGCAUCAGGGAGCAGAGCCGCAGGCUUCCGCCGCGACUCCCACGGCAACGACACCCGCAGCGCCGGCGGCAGCAGCAACAGCAGCAGCAGCAGAUGGGGGCUCUGCUGCGCGGCGGCUGCGCACUGCAGCAGCAACAACAACCCCACUUUUUGUUUAUGGGGAACACAAAGCAGCAAUUAAAGCUGUUAAGUUCAGCCCCCAAGUCGACGGGCUGCUGGCCAGCGGCGGCGGCACUGCCGACAGACACAUUAGAUUUUGGAACGCCAAAAUCAACAGCACCCGCAGCGUGAGCUGCGUAGACACCGGAAGCCAAGUGUGCAACAUCUGCUUCAGCCCUUUCGGCUUUUCCUUUUUGAGCACUCAUGGUUUUUCUUUAAAUCAAAUAUUUGUUUGGAGUUACAGUCCUUCUUUGGCUGCUGCAGCAGCAGCAGCGCCGGCUCCGCCUCCCCCAGCAGCAGCAGCAGCAGCAGCAGCAGCAGCAGCAGGCAGCUCCGUCCUUGACUCCCUCUACGCACAAGAGCCCCCUCUCGCGAACCCGAGGGCGCAGCCCGUUAAGCGCACUGCAACUCUCACAGGCCACGCGUCUCGGGUUUUGUUUCUGGCUGCGUCGCCGUGCGGGAGCCGCGUAGUUACUGGAGCUGGAAAAGGGGAUGAGACUCUUCGCUUUUGGAGAGUUUUUGAAAAUUCAGAAAAUGGGAAAAGUGACUUUUAG